Messenger RNA from Labrus mixtus (cuckoo wrasse), 3725 nucleotides. RefSeq lists its product as uncharacterized. The transcript has 8 exons. Lineage: Eukaryota; Metazoa; Chordata; Actinopteri; Labriformes; Labridae. Gene Ontology annotation, biological process: transcription by RNA polymerase III. Gene Ontology annotation, cellular component: RNA polymerase III complex. Bases 741 to 1928 code for a protein of 395 amino acids. Gene Ontology annotation, molecular function: DNA binding. The record is from RefSeq and is a predicted model, not a curated record.
CUGCUCACUACCGUCUAAUAACAACAAUAGCAGAAGAAGAACAACGGGAAGUAGGCACAUUUAAACCGGAGAACAGGCGGUCAAAUGGAUCUACUGGGAUGAUAAUAACUGGUUAAAUUAUGCAUAUGUGACAUUUUAAGUCAGCAGAAGCAGUGUUUUGUUUUUUAAUUGUUGCAACCAGCGUCAGGAAACACCGCGGGGUUAUGACCAAGAAGAUGUGUGCAAGAUGUGAAGUGUUGACGAAGGCUGCUGAGCAAAGCAGGGACUGAGACCAUAACUUAAAAAACAGAAAGGUUUCGCUUUGGCAUAGAGGAGGAAGCUUUACGUCUCGGUGAGUGCAAGUCUGCGUUUGGCGCAGUUUGUUUUGAUUCCGCACAAAAACAAAAUGGAGGGUAAUAAGCGGUAGUAAGUUGUUUGGUGAAUAUGGACCUGUGCUUUGCUCUUCGUUAUAACCGCGGACUUCAAUGCGAAUAAUUUCAUCAAAGGACUAUCUCUUCUGGACAAAAAAAAAACAUUAAAGACAUUUUUAAAGGACAAGACCCAGUGUGGAGAGCCGUGGAGUAAGGAGUAACAAAGUAGACCCUACCUCAAAACACCGAAUUUGUAACAUUUUAACCUCCAGAAUUAAGCGAUAUUAUUGCCCAUUUAGUUGCAUGCACAUGAGGAGGUGUCACCUACAACCACAUGCAAAGUAAAGAAUUGAUUAGAGGAUAAGUAGGAGGAGGGUCGGGUACCACAACAUGACUGACUCAGAUACAGCAAGUGUUCCCGGUACCUCCGGCCUCAGCAGCGGGGCCGGGCUGGCUUUUAAGGCGGGCAGAGGAACACUCCCUGGGCGGGUCAGGAGCCUGUCCUCCGCUGCUCCACCUGGAAGACUGACAUCCCUCAGAAGCAGAGACCUCACACUGGGAGGAGCUCUCAAGAAACCCAAGAAAACUUUUGAGCCAAACAUCCACACUGUGAGGAAAAGCAAAGACGAGUUAAAGGAGGAGGUCCGUGCGCCUCCAAAAAAGGAGAGAAGAGAGAGGGACGAGAGGAGGAGAGAGAACAGAGGGAGGAGGAGAGAGAGGCCUCCCACCAUACAGUCUCACUCCAUCUUUGAACAGGGCCCUGCAGACACCAUACGCAAAACAGGCUGGCGUGGUGCUGUUGACCCGUACGACUCCACCAGCUCUCCUGUGUGCAAACUGGUGAAGAAGGAGAGGACCGAGUCUGAGGACGAUGAUGAUGAGAUACUUUCCAAACUACAGAGAGAUGAUUUCAUCGAUGAUCCAGGUCUGAGGAACGAACCAAAGCUGAAACCCAUCCAACUGCCCCUCUGUCAGUCCGUCAUAUCCUCGUCAACAUGUCCUGAGAACCCUCCUCUGUUCAGACCUCCGCCCUGCAGAGCUCAGAGUCGGUCAGCCCGCUUGGCAGCAGAGUUUCCCAAACAAGAGCAGCCCUCUCUGGCAGAGUUGCUGCAGGACCUGAGCCUUUCUGGCAGAGAGGAGCUCUUCUUCAUGCAGUUACCGGACUGCAUGCCUGGCAGAGCGUCGGGACAGAAGGGGGACUCUGCACUUGGAUCUACAGUAGAGAAAGCUGCCAAAAAGGAAGGCAAGGCUGAGGACAAGAGGCCUGCAUAUCUACAAGCACAGGAAGCUGCUGGGAAGGAGAGCUGUCCAGUGCUGUCACAGUUCCCAGAGGGGUUUCUGGGUAAGCUGCAGAUCAGGAGGUCGGGGAAGGUGGAGCUGAAGCUGGGAGACGUCGUCAUGGACGUCUCAGAGGGAGCUGCUUUCUCCUUCCUGCAGCAACUGGUGUCAGUGAAUCUGUCUGACGGUCGGACCGGGGACAUGAUGGUGUUGGGGAACGUCAACCACAAGCUGGUUCUAUCUCCGGACUUUCAGGCUCUACUGAGACAAUCUUCAACACAGAAACAACAAGGACCCUGAUUCAUGCCACAAGACUUUACCCCCCCCCCCCCAAAAAAAAAAAAAACCUGCAGACAGCCGACAGAGCUGACGUUACACACUCUGUGAUGUAACCAUUUCUUUAAACGAUGAUGUUGGUACUGAUGCGAUAAAGAUUACUGCACAAACUCAUGAACGUGGAGGGGAAAUGACAGCUAGUCUUAAAUCUGUUGACUUCAACUGUGAGGUUAAUAAGGCAGCUAUGUGACCCUCGGUAUCUCACCUGUUUGAUUAUCUUCACCCUUAAAAUGUUGCCGUUUUGUACGAAAAUCUUAUUAAGCUUUUCAGAGAAGAUAUAUAUUUUAGAACUAUACAAAUUGUGUUUAAUACGUGUUAAAGAGCACUGAUAACCCGCUACCAGAGGUCAGAUUCGUUACUGAGACUCUGUCCCUAUCAGAGACUGUAUAUAAGAAGUGGACGUUACCUAUUUGUUUCAAACGUGAAGCUUAUUUCAGAAGUGCCUUAAACGUGCAUUCAUUUUAUUGGCCAUUAGGGGGCGCCUCAACUGGUUAGAAAAAUAAAUAUUUUUAACUUGUGAAAACUGUUAUCUAAUAAGUUUAUGUUGUCAAUCACUGUUUCCUAUGUCUUCAGUAAAAGUUAAUGAGCGUUUUGUAAAUGAUGGGCGAUGAAGCAGAGUACAUUUUAACGUGUGGUCACUUGUUAUUUACAGCUACCUCAGCGUCCUGUCGACAAGGCGUAGGGGAGACAAAAUUAAUCUGUUUUAUAGAUUCUGUUUCAAAGAAAAAGGUGAAGACAACUAAAUGCUAAGCUCAUGGCUUCAAAAUGGUAAUCCAAAAACAAAGACGAACUCUUCUUAUCUACAGUCUAUGGUCUCUACAGACAGAACAUCAGCCUUCGGUAAUAAUCUGAUUUAAGUUACGCUCUGACCCCUUCAACACUUUUAGAUACCACAUUUUAAAACAAUACAAUCCAUGAUUGACGGUACAAAGAAAUACCAAUGUUUUUUUGCUAAUGCUAAUAUGCGUCCCUAGUCCGUCUACAAACCCCCCAAUUAUGAGAAAAGUCAAUUUUCUCUCUUUCUUUUGCCUGCUCCACUUUUCAGAAAAUAUGUGCUCAAACAGGCCAUUUGGAGAUUUUCCCUUUGUGACAUCACAAAGGGCAGUAACCCCUCCCCCAGGUGGGUGACACUCCCACAGCUAGGUGUUUGUGAAGUGAUCCUCCCCUCUGUACCAUCUUCAGAGAUAGUAACAGGAAGCGAGCCAGCAGGGGGAGUGCAGCACAGUGUGUAUGUGCAUGUCUGACUGUGUGUAAACGUGGAGCUCCCGCUGUGCCCUACUCAAACACAAUGUGAAUUAACAGACUGGGACACCAAUAUUACACCAUUGCGGAAUCAGUCUGAAAAGCACUAUACUGUAUUGGGUGUGUAGGAUUUCUACGUCAGUGGCCGUGGUUUGGAAACAGGUAUCGAUACAAUUUUAACAUGAAUCACAUCAAAGUCUUAAAAUAACUUCUAAUACCAUCCAAACACAACAACACAACCGUUAUCAUGUUACUGAAGUUCCAUUAUUUGUUCCAGCAUAGAAAUGAGCGACUGUGUUUUGUGCUUCAAUAUCCAAAUCCUCACUCGUCUUAGUGUAACAGACUGACGGCGAGAUACCUGAAGCUCCCUUUUAUUCACACUGUAUAUAAAAGUUCGGUUUGUUCAGUGGUUUUGAUGUUUAUUCCUCGACUGCUCAACAACUAACUGCACUGAUGUACAGCUUGAAUUUGUAACUUUUGUAUCAUUUAGCAGACUUCAAUAAAAUGCUAUUUUUAAUA